Messenger RNA from Cercopithifilaria johnstoni, 2912 nucleotides. The record is from the annotation of a GenBank genome assembly. NCBI's taxonomy places the organism in Eukaryota, Metazoa, Nematoda, Chromadorea, Rhabditida, Onchocercidae.
AUGGCCAAAUAUGGCUUUAAAUGGUGGCAUUUUUUUAAUCGAACGAAAUCAAUGAAACCAAACGAUAGGAAUAAUCGAGAAGAGGAAUGUCGUAAUAAUUUGAUUGAAUCAUUUGUAGAACAUCAUUUAACGGUCGAACAAAUUAAAGAUAUUUAUAUUGAUUCCAAUAUUCAUUCAGAAUAUCCGGAACAAAGUGAUGGAUUAAGCUCCAUUGAAGCACGUAAACGUUUACGUGAUGGUGGCGCUAAUAUCAUCGAAUGUUCACGUAAAAUCAACAACGUGAAAUUAUUUUUACGUCAAUUUUUGUAUCGAUUAUGGUUGUUACUUAUUGGUGCUGCAAUUCUUAGUUUGGCAACUUAUAUAAUUCAUUUAAUGCAUGGUAAUAAUGAACCCAUUAAUCUUUAUUGUACAAUUAUUCUUAUUUCAAUCGUCAUUCUGAUGUGUUUUGUAACAUUUUAUCAAGAAAAACAAACACUUCGAGUUACAAGUGAUUUAAAAGCAAUUCUUCCAACAUCUUGCAUUGUUAUCCGUGAUAGUAAAAAGCAACAGAUACGAGAAGAGGAGUUAGUUACCGGUGAUUUGGUUAUAAUAACCGCUGGUGCUAUUGUACCUGCUGAUAUGCGCAUUUUGCAAUCAAAUGGUUUAAUGAUUGAAACAUCAGCUGUAACAGGUGAUAAGGAAAUUUAUGAUUAUACACAUGAAGUUGUUACUGCAACAUAUUCAUCAGUAUUUGAAGCACGAAAUGUUGCAUUUAAAGGAUCAUUUUGUGUUGAAGGUGAUGGAAUAGGAAUUGUUGUGCGAACUGGAAAAUAUACGGUUCUUGGCUAUAUUAUAAAUAUUCAUCAACAGGUGUGCAGCACACGAAGCAAAUUAAAAACGGAAAUUGAUGAAUUUGUCAAUUUCAUAUCAAUUUUAGCUUUAAUUAUGGCAACAGCAUUCUUUUUGUUUGGUAGUAUCAGAAAUAACUUUCAAAAUGUUUUGGAUCAUUUUAUUAUUGGUUUCUUGAUUAUCAUCGUAGCAAACGUACCACAAGGUUUACCAGCAAUGGUUAUAUCACAAUUGGCAAUUAUUGGUAGACGAUUAGCUAGUAAGAAUGUUUAUGUAAAAAAAUUGGAUAUUAUUAAUGAGCUUGGUGCUACAACUGUAGUUGCAACAGACAAAACUGGUACUCUUACACAGAAUGUGAUGGUACUCACAGAUUUAUGGUACAGUCGAAAACAUCAAACAAAUCAUAAUUAUAUGAAUAAUCAAUCUGUUCUUAAUGUAAAUUAUCCAAAACCGGUAUAUGAUGAUCAACCGUUAUCGGAUAUGUUUGUCGUAAUGAGUGUUUGCAAUAGAGCACAUUUCGAAUGUAUUCAUAAAUCAAGACAUUCACCGGAAAAAAAUGCUUCAUCGAAGGUUUCAACAAAUAUGAUAAAUAUGGGUCGAAUCAGCAAACGAUUUACUGUCCUAAAUUCUGUUACUGGGAAGCCAUCAACGACAUUUGCAAUGCAAAAUAAUGUUGAAGAAAAAGAUAUUUCCAAUAUUGAUAAUACUGAGGAGACUAAUGAAGUUCAGAUAUUAGAGGUCAAGCGUCAACAAGAGAAUAAUGUAUUUGCACAUGAUCAUAUUUAUGGUUCACCAUCAGAUGUUGCAUUACUUCGUUAUGUGGAAAUGUUUUCAUCAGUGGAGAAAAUUCGAAUGAAUUAUAUUACAGUUCUUGAUAUGCCAUUUAAUUCGGUUCGUCGAUAUCAUUUAGUGAUAGCACGUGAUGUUACGAAAUUGUCGAAAAUGGAAAAAGAUGAGGAAAUAAUGAAUGAAUCAAAUGAUGGUGCUAUUUUUGUAAUGAUGAUUAAAGGUGCACCAGAAGUUGUCCUAAAAUAUUGUACUCAUUUACGUGUUGAUAACGAAUGUUUACUAAUUGAUCAAAAACUUCGUCAAGAGUGUCAGGUAGCCUGGGAAAAUUUUGGAAAUGAAGGAAAACGAGUUUUUGCAUUAGCUAUGAAGCGUUUUUUUAGCAAUGAUGCAAAUGCUAAAUUUACAUCAUCUGAUAUCAUAUUGGAAAAUUUAACAUUUUUAGGAAUGACAGCGUUAAUUGAUCCACCGCGGGAUGAUGCAGCAAAUGCAAUAAAGCAAUGCAAAGAAGCUGGCAUUAAAGUUUAUAUGAUUACAGGUGAUCAUCCGACAACUGCGGUAGCCGUAGCUCGAAAAAUUGGUCUUAUUAGUAUCGGUGAUGAGAUGGUGGAGACAAGUGGUCGUGAUCAUUUAAAAUUAAGUGUAGUUGGUGCUAAACAAUUAAAUUGGGGUAUUGCAGUAGGCGAUGAUUUAGAUCGUUUGGAUGAAUAUGGCUGGAAUGAAUUACUCAAAAAGAAAUAUAUCGUUUUUGCAAGGAUAAAUCCGCAUCAAAAAUUUCGUAUUAUUGAAGAAUGUCAAAAACGCGGUGAAAUAGUAGCUGUCACUGGUCAAGGUGUUAGCGAUACAGAAGCUCUUGCAUGCGCUAAUAUCGGUAUUGCUAUGGGUAUUACAGGUAGUGAUAUAGCAAAGCAGACAGCAGAUAUCAUUCUUACAGAUGAUAAUUUUGCAUCAAUUGUCAAAGGUAUUGAAGAAGGACGUUUGUUAUUUGACAAUUUACGCCUUUCAAUUGCAUAUACAUUAGCUCAUCUUUGGCCCGAAAUAUUUCCAGUUGUCUUACAAUUUACGCUUGGUUUACCAUUAGGAUUAUCAGCUUUACAGAUUUUAAGUAUUGAUUUAGCAAGUGAAUUACCGCCAUCGAUCUCGUUAGCAUAUCAAUCACCGGAAAGUGAUAUAAUGCGAAUUCCUCCACGGCAUCAUAAUGAUCGCUUGGUAUCUCGAUCUCUUCUCAUUUAUUCAUAUGCUUUUAUUGGUACAAUCAUUACGGUUGGAUGUAUUGUAUCGUUUCUUCUUGUUUAUCG